AUUAAUUGUUAAGGUAGUAUAUUUAUAACGGUACAAGCCUUUUUCAUUAUUCUGUUACCAACAGCUGCCUAUGGCUAAAGUUAUUUUCUUUCCAAGAGAAAGAUGCAUAUCAUCUCUCCAUCCUUCAGCUACACAUCACUUCACCAUUGUAUAAAACUUCUCUCCAAAACCAUUUCUUCUUCUUCUUCUAAAUUACCCCAUUACAAAACCAAAUCCCAAUUCAAAUGGAGGACAAAUCAUAUUUUUGUCCAAACCAAUCCACUGCUUUCUCUUUUAGAAGCCAAAUGCAAAUACAUGACCCAACUCAAACAAAUCCACUCACAAAUGAUUCUCACUGGCAUUUUCUCAAAUGGGUUUGCUUCAAGUCGUUUAAUAGCCUUUUGUGCUCUUUCAGAAAAGGGUAAUCUUGAUUAUUGUAAAAAAAUAUUGUAUAAUAUGGAAAAUCCAAAUACAUUUUCUUGGAAUAUGGGUAUAAGGGGUUGCUGUGAAAGUGAAACCCCAAUUGAUGCAUUCUUUUUGUACAAACGGAUGCUUAUGACAACAGAGAAUGAAUGUAGUUGUUUGAAGCCUGAUAAUCAUACUUUCCCUUUGUUAUUUAAGAUAUGUUCUAGAUUGGGUUUGUAUUAUAUGGGUCAAGAGAUUCUUGUGCAUGUUUUCAGGAUUGGUUAUGAUCAAGAUGUGUUUGUGCAUAAUGCAGUGAUUCAUUGUUUGGUUUCUUGUGGAUUCUUGGAGGAUGCAUAUAAGGUGUUUGAUGAUAGCUCUGUGAGGGACCUAGUUUCUUGGAAUUCAAUGAUUAAUGGUUAUGUUAGGAGUGGGAGAUCGAGGGAAGCGUUGAUGGUAUUUGAGAAGAUGAAAAUGGCAUCUGUGGAGCCUGAUGAAGUUACUAUCAUAGGGAUGGUAGGGGCAUGUGCUCAGCUCGAGAAUUUGGAGCUUGGGAGGAAGUUACAUAGCUAUUUUAGGGACAAGUGUUUAUAUUUUAGUGUACCACUUUGCAAUGCACUCAUGGACAUGUAUAUGAAGAAUGGGAGUCUAAAUGAAGCAAAGGCUUUGUUUGAUACGAUGGAUGAGAGGACUAUGGUAAGUUGGACUAUAAUGAUUAGUGGGUUUGCUAAAUUUGGGCGUUUGGAUGAUGCAAGGAGACUUUUCAACGAGAUGCCGGAGAGAGCUAUAGUACAGUGGAAUGCCUUGAUUGGAGGUUAUGUCCAAGCUAAGCGCAGUAACGAGGCAUUGGUUUUGUUUCAGGAAAUGCAAACGAUGAAUAUAAAACCCGAUGAAGUGACAAUGGUUAGUUGUCUAUCAGCUUGCGCAGAACUUGGAGCACUUGAUAUUGGGAUUUGGAUUCACCACUACAUCAAAAAACAUAAGCUUUGUUUAACUGUUUCUCUGGGAACUGCACUUGUUGAUAUGUAUGCCAAAUGCGGUAACAUUGAAAAAACGCUUCAGGUUUUUCAUGAGAUGCCCAUCAGAAACUCAUUCACUUGGACAGCUGCAAUUGGUGCCUUAGCACAUCAUGGAAAUGGACAUGAUGCUCUAUCAUAUUUUUUAAAGAUGGUUGACAGUGGCCUGAGACCAGAUGAUAUCACAUUUCUUGGGGUCUUGUCAGCUUGUUGUCAUGGAGGUUUGGUUGAAGAAGGGCGAAAGAUUUUUGUUCAAAUGAGCACAAAGUUCAAAAUCCCCCCUAAAUCUAAACAUUACUCUUGCAUGGUGGACCUUUUGGGCAGGGCAGGGCUCUUGGAAGAAGCUUAUGAGCUUGUACGGGGAGUGCCAACGGAGGCUAAUGCUUCAGUAUGGGGAGCAUUGUUUUUUGCUUGUCAAGUUCAUGGGAACAUUGAGAUGGGGGAAAAGGCAGCUCUGAAACUUCUUGAAUUGGAUCCUGGUGAUAGUGGAACUUAUGUCUUACUUGCUAACAUGUAUGUUGAAGCAAAUAUGCAGCAUAGGGCACGAGAUGUGAGGAAGAUGAUGGGUGAAAGAGGAUUAGAAAAAAUACCUGGUUGCAGCUCCAUUGAAGUAAAUGGGAUUUUUUUUGAGUUUAUUGUUAAAGACAAGACACAUCCUCAGAUGGAUCAGAUUUAUGAAUGUUUGAUUCACUUAACAGGACACAUGGAAAUAGUUAAAUAUUUUCCUUAUAUCAGAUAUGACCUGUUGUGUGAUUCUGAUGUUUACAGUGCAAUGUAAGAAAAUCUGGUUCAUCAGUCACCAAACCUACGUAGACAACAAAAGGGCUUGACCAUUAGGAGAGCAGGAGUUGAAUUAAACGAACCAAAUGUCAUGGGAUUAGAUGUAACGACAAUGAUGUUGGCAAUUAAGUAUGAAUGGAUGUAUUUAUCAAGUUGAGUUAGAGAUACGAAAUAAGUUGAAAGAUAGUAGUGAUUGUUUUGAGUUUCUUUCAGACAGGAGAGCAGUUUGCUGGCUCUGGGUGAAGGAUGAUGAAAUGAACUAAAGGGUUUUAUGAGCCAAGUACAGACAGCCUAAGGGUGGAUUUCUUCCAACUUCAGAACCUGAUGUUAACAUAGCUCUGUUCAAAAUGGGAUGAGAAAGCCUGGAGAUGUAUUGGCUAUUGGUUAUUCUAUUCUUUUAACUGGAGGCAUCACUAAGCUCCAGUCUUUGCUUCGGUGGGUCACCAUUACUUGACUUAGAAAGGCGAACAUCUGGGCAAGGGAAAGUGCUGACAAACAGACGGGUUAGACAAAAUGGAUAAAGUAUUCGGUCUGUCUAUAUUUGAUAUGGGUAAAAAGUGGGUUGAAUGAGGGAUAAUAUUGUUAUCUACUGAGAUAAUUGAAUACUACACAAAAUAA
Messenger RNA from Solanum dulcamara, 2795 nucleotides. RefSeq names its product pentatricopeptide repeat-containing protein At2g22410, mitochondrial. The record is from RefSeq and is a predicted model, not a curated record. The transcript has a single exon. NCBI's taxonomy places the organism in Eukaryota, Viridiplantae, Streptophyta, Magnoliopsida, Solanales, Solanaceae. Gene Ontology annotation, biological process: RNA modification. Gene Ontology annotation, molecular function: RNA binding; protein binding. Bases 103 to 2175 code for a protein of 690 amino acids.